CUCUUUUAAUAAUAGAUUAGAAUAUAAAACGCUCCUCCUGCUUAAACUCGUGCACGAGCAGCACGACGCGACAGUCAUGAAGGUGGUUUUCAGUCGUGUUUGUGUGUUGAUCGGAUCCUGGAGCGGCUUGGUGCUGUUUGCGUUUAUUGCAAUGGUGCAUUUACACGGUGGAGACGUGGGAGUAGGAGUACCAUAUAAGCCUUACGGUGAUGUAGCACCGCCUUGGCCUGAGCUCGACAGCUUGUCAGAACUGACUCGAAGUCCGUCAUUCGACUCUCAGACUGAGGGUAGCAAACCAAGGACAAUGCAUAAUAGACUCCAUAGAGGCGGAGAGGAGGGCGAGGAGGAAGGGGGGAAGGAGGAGGAGGAAGAGGAGGGAAAUGUCGGGGAUGAUAGACCCCCAGACAAGUACAGAGAGACUCUGCGGCGGCCAGGUGAGGCAAGCUUACAAGUGCGCGGUGAUGGGGGAUCCGAGGGUGAAGCGAGGCCCGACCAGCUGUCGGACGAACGCCCAGCGUCGACUUCUGAAUCACGACGAGAGUCAGGAGGGCAAUCAGGAAUUGGGUCAGGUUCGCCGCCAGGUUCGGCGUCCAGGGGACCAACCUCUCUGACAUCCUUGAGAAAGGGUAAGGCUCGGCUGACGAACGGAGGGGGUGCUGACGCGCCGGACCGUAGCCGGCAGCUCGACCCGUCGAGCCGUCUUCGGGCACAGGAUUCCCGAAGGGGUGUUGCACCUGCUCGUAGUGCUCCUGCACUCGGAAACCUCAGCGAAUCGGCAGAUUCGGCACUACCGGUAGGAGGAGCAUCCACUCCCGUCGAACUAAGUUCAGGUGGGUCUACCGGUAGUAGUCCAAGCCGCCAAGCAGGCCACCGAGACCUACAGAAACGAGCAGCUGGUCAUUAUGCCGCCUCAUCGAGUAGUAGUAGCGGUCGUACUAGCGGUAGUAGAGAGAAUGUCGCGGGGGUCAUUCGCAGUGGGACUGCCGAGAGAAAUAAAAGCGACCAAAAAAUACAGGCGAACGAUUGUCCAGCGGGCGUUUUCGCGCGCAAUCGGAUCCGCUCGGCUGCGGAUUUCGAAAAUGUGGGUUCGAUCCCGUCAUUCUUCACACGGCUUCCGCGACCUGCGCCUUCGGCAGCGCUGGAGUCCUCCCAGGGGCGUCGCGAUAGUCGCGCGAGCCGUGGCGGCGGCGCCACCACCGACACUGAUGAUUCGAAUCCGACCCGGCGAGAUACGGCUCCGCAGCCUCCGCUCACUCGGCGGUUGACUCGCGCCGCGGUCGUCCCCUACUCGAAUACGACGAAGAUCCCUGACCAUGUCUUUUUCCUAAAUAUGUACCACGAGAUCCGUGGGUGCGCCCACACUCACUGCUCUGUCGAGAGCUUCCUGAACAAGAAUCCGAACUACACCGUCUACUUUUACUCCAGCAACCAGACGUACUUCCGCACCAAGUGGUCAGAGCGCAAAGACCCGCGCAUCGUGCUCAAGAGCUUCGAUUUUGUCGAGAUAUUUCGAGGCACGCCGCUAGAGAAGUGGUACACCUCCGGCACUUACCGAAACACCAGCUGGAUCCCGAAUAAUCUCAGUAAUGCGGCCAGAUACGCGCUGCUUUGGAAAUACGGCGGGACGUACCUGGACAUGGACUUCAUCAGUCUCAACGCUCUGCCUGUGGGGUUAGGCAGCGCACUGGCGGCGGAGGACGACAAGUCGAUCAACAACGCUUUCGUACGGUUCGCGCCCGGGCAUAAGUUCCUCCUGGAGGCUAUGGAGGAUUUCGUGCGGAAUUUCAACGGCUACGAGUGGGGCAAUCAAGGGCCCAAACUGCUGACACGUGUCUAUAUGAGAAACUGCCUGGACAUCAACGCCGUCGAGGAGUGGCUGGUGUCGCAUAAGAACGUGUCGAGAGACAAGGCAAGAGCUCGAGCCCGUAGCAACACGGGGGGGCAUUUGAACGCGAGCCGUCUGUCUGCUUCGUAUAUUGCUCCUGAUUUCUGCUACGAUCUUCCCGUGUUGAGCUGGGAAUACUGCUACCCGAUCUACUGCGGACAACCUUGGGAGUUUAAGCAGGCAUGGAAGAAGUCGUGUAAGCAAUGGCGGCAACGCCAAGAGAAGGCCAUCAUGGUACACUACUGGGGGCACUACUUCCCCCACAACGACACCUUCGACAAGGACAGCGUAAUGGCGGAGAUGAUGAGAGGGACAUGUCCGCGCACAUACCAUCAGUGUGGUUGGGAGAGCCGUGGCUUAUAACUGCUGGGCUGUCUGGUAGGUCUACUUAGUUACCACCCCCCUCCCCCCUUCC
Chara braunii is the source of this 2300-nucleotide messenger RNA. The record is from the annotation of a GenBank genome assembly. NCBI's taxonomy places the organism in Eukaryota, Viridiplantae, Streptophyta, Charophyceae, Charales, Characeae.